This is a messenger RNA of Blastomyces dermatitidis ER-3, 963 nucleotides long. Its product is annotated as glucose-6-phosphate 1-epimerase. Lineage: Eukaryota; Fungi; Ascomycota; Eurotiomycetes; Onygenales; Ajellomycetaceae. The coding region runs from base 1 to 963 and encodes 320 amino acids. Gene Ontology annotation, molecular function: isomerase activity; carbohydrate binding. The record is from RefSeq and is a predicted model, not a curated record. The transcript is spliced from 3 exons. Gene Ontology annotation, biological process: carbohydrate metabolic process.
AUGGAGCGCGCAAAGAAGCCCCCAGCCAUUCCCGUCUCCUCUCCUCUCCCACAGCCCACCAUCACCAUCUCCGUAGAAGAAGACAAGGUCCAAGCGUCGUUAGCAUCCGGUGAAUCCGUCACCGUCAACCUACUUGGCGCGACUGUCGUUGCGUGGAAACUUGCCGAGGGCGAGGAACAGCUAUUCCUAAGCCAGAAGGCUGUUUUGGAUGGCUCCAAACCUAUCCGUGGGGGUAUCCCAUUGGUUUUUCCUGUUUUUGGUCCCCCACCUAAAGACCAUGCAACCUCCGCGCUUCCCCAGCACGGCUUUGCUCGCAACGCAUAUUGGGAAUUCCUAGGGAAAUCGACUUCUGAAUCAGAGGGGCAGGAUGGUGAUAGCAGUGUUAAGCUUGACUUUGGCUUGUCGACAAGCAUGUUGAGCGAUAAAUUCAAGAGCGAUUGGCCGUAUGAAUUUGGCCUCGUGUACAGUGUUACGUUGAGCAAGGACAGCCUGGGUACGACGCUGCAGGUCCGGAAUAAGGGAGAAAAGCCGUUUGAUUUCCAGGUUUUGCUCCAUUCGUACUUUAAGGUUGAGGACAUCGCAAAAAUCCGCAUUCUAAACCUCCAAUCAAAAACAUACGUCGACAAAGUCCUCAACGCAUCAACGCACGUCGAAUCUUCGCCGGCCCUCGCAAUCACCCAAGAAACAGACCGGGUUUAUCAAUCCCUUGAUCCCAAGGUUCCCAUCGUCAUCGCAAACGGAGAUGAUAACGACAGCUCACUCUUCUCCAUCUCACGCGAAUCUCUUGAUGACAUCGUAGUCUGGAACCCGUGGAUCGAGAAGGCGAAGGGAAUGGCUGAUUUCGCUCCGGAUGAUGGGUAUAAGAAUAUGAUAUGUGUUGAGGCGGGGUCUGUUGUGAAAUGGCAGACGCUGGAAGCGGGCGAGUCUUGGGAGUGCGGGCAGGUUGUGAAGAGUAGGCUCUGA